This is a messenger RNA of Aspergillus uvarum CBS 121591, 1991 nucleotides long. Its product is annotated as FAD-binding oxidoreductase. NCBI's taxonomy places the organism in Eukaryota, Fungi, Ascomycota, Eurotiomycetes, Eurotiales, Aspergillaceae. The transcript is spliced from 4 exons. Gene Ontology annotation, molecular function: FAD binding. The record is from RefSeq and is a predicted model, not a curated record. Bases 494 to 1885 code for a protein of 463 amino acids.
UUUUCGUCUGGGAUUGAGCUAGUUCGCUAAAAGCUGCGAGCGGUCGGUAGGGACCAAUAUCUUUACCAGCGAAAUAAUACUCGAGAGUCUAUCCGGCUUGGUGCUCAGCAACCGAUCAUUACAACUCGGUUCACACUAUCACGACUCAACCUCUCGGAAUUCCUACAAUCAGUGUUCUGCGCUUGAGUAUACAAGCGAACAGCUUGUCAUCUGUGUCUCUCUCUCCAUCUAGGUUCUCUCGUCUUAGACGACGCCGUCAGAAGUAGAUCUAUUGGUUCGAUUUGACAGAGUCCGACAAACCGCCGGGUAGCAUGAAAGACCCACUCGAAGCUAUACAAAGCAUGUACUAUAGGGGGGUCAGCUUACUACAUCUUACGGUUUACCUGAACGUGUCAGCACCGCCUCGACUAUAUAAGCCGCCUGUAGCCGUCUCACCUGGUCUUCUCCAAUUCCCACUUUCUUUGCCUUUUUCUCUGACCCAACUUCCUCAAUCAUGUCCGCUCAGGUCUUAUCCCAGCUUCCAGCUCUUCAGGCAACAGUUGGCCCCAACUGCAAAAUUCUGCAAGACCCUGGGAGCCCGGAAUUCAGUCAACGCCUGAGGCGUUGGACUAAUAUCGACCACCAAACCCCGGCUGCGAUCAUCCUGCCGAGCAACGAAGAAGACUGUCUCAAAAUUGUUCAAUGGGCACUUCGGUCCUCUAUCCCGUUUGUCCCUACUUGCGGAGGCCACAGUGCUUGGUCCACGAUCGGCGAGGGCGGCGUCAUCAUCGAUCUGAGUAACUACACUCAUAUUUCGGUAGAUGAAGCAGCAAGAACGGCCACCCUAGUCGGUGGGGUCUUGUCCAAACAGGUAGGCCUGCGCCUCGCGGAAGCAGGGCUAUUUACAGCUCUCGGAAAUGGCAACACUGUUGGUGCAAUCCCGUACUUUCUCGGCGGAGGCGCGUCCAUCACCUCCUCCAUCACCGGGUUUGGGUCUGACCAAAUUAUCUCCGCGCGGGUCAUCACCGCCACGAACGGCGGAACACUUGUGGAAGUGACGGAAUCUGAGAAUCCAGAUCUUUUGUGGGCGAUACGCGGUGCUGGCCAGUUCUUCGGGCUUGUCACCCAGCUGACCGUUCGUGCUCAUUCGCUCUCUUUGCUGCGAAAGCAGGCGGGCCUUAUCUGGGUUGGGGCGUUCGUCUUCCCGCUGCAUCGUGCGGCGGAGGUCGCUCGCGUGAUGAAGCCGCUCAUGGCAGACGGGCAGCAUGCGACGGCUGGCUUGAUGAUGACCAUGGCCCCUCCGCCGGCUCGCGUCCCCUCGCUGGUUAUCUCGGCGCGGUACACGGGCGACGAGGAUCCACAUGUACCCUUUGGGCCACUAUACGAGCUGAAGCCGUUGAUGGUGACUGGAGGGGAGGUACCAGUGCAGAAUGCAAGUGAUGCGCGGGAGGUCCUGUGCGCUAAGGGUGACUUUAAGCAGUUCGGUGUGGUAGGGCUGCAUGAGUACAAUGAGGAUGCGUUUGUGCAGACGGUCGAUCUGUGGGAGAAAAUGGUCAAGGAAUGUCCUGAUGCAAUCAAUACUGCGUUCAAUUUCCAGUGGGAUGCAAGGCCUGUCAGGGCGCCUGACGUGGACUCGGCUCAAUCGCUGCAUGACAUUCGCUACUGGCAGAACAACUUGAUCUGGCAUACAGACGUAGCCAGCCGGGGCAAGGUGGACAGCUAUAAUGAACAGUGCAUUGCCAUCAUGCGUGGGCCGGACGAGUCGCGUUUUGUGGACUUCCAAAACGGAACCCGCACUGGGCCUAUCCAUAGACGAUACCGCGGGGAAGCGCGACUUGAGAAGCUGCGUCGGUUGAAACGAGAGUGGGAUCCUGAAGGGGUGUUCACUCGGCAGUUGCUCGAUUGAGCAUUCAUAUAAGGCUCUUGUUGUGAUAAGCGCCUGGGGACCGUGAAGAUGACGGAUCGUGCACUAUCUAGAAGGAACCUAGUCAGAAGUAUACUAUAGCAUAGAC